Messenger RNA from Xyrichtys novacula (pearly razorfish), 4552 nucleotides. Lineage: Eukaryota; Metazoa; Chordata; Actinopteri; Labriformes; Labridae. The record is from the annotation of a GenBank genome assembly.
GAGCUUGGAGUUGUGACGUAGGAAAUCUCACUGUGUCUGAACCUGUCAUUUGGGUUUGCCAGAGGUUCACAGUGAGCUAGAUGCAGAAAUACUUAGCAAUGCAAUUUCACAUUUAUUUUUCUCAUGAUAUGUCCUGUAGCAUCAGAAAAAUACCAUAUGAACAUGUAGACAACAAGAAAAACAUGAUUUUCAUCCGAGUGGGUCUUUAAACAAUGAAUAUGAGUAAAAUCAAAUGUUGAUGUUGAAUUAAAUCUAAUGGAAGUUGAAGGUUUAAUGAAUGGUUUCCAAAUCAACAUUCAUAUUUUCAACGACCACUGGUGCAAGGUGUUUUAAAAACUGUCAGUGCUGUCGAGGUGUAAAAGGCCUCUGUCUGAAUAUCAUUGAGAAAACUUAAGGGGCAGGGACACUGACACCAGCUCUUAGCUAGACCCCUGGAUCCAGAAUAAACUCAGUUUAACUUCUAAAACCAGGUUAUAUGAGAGCCCUUGUGUAUCUAAGAAAUUCCUCAGGACUUCCCAAGAAAAGCUGUAAGACAUGACUAAUCAGAGUUAAAUCUGGAUGCUGCUAUAUCAACCCAGAUCUGGAAAAAUAGAAGAAGAGUAUCAUGAAUGCCUUGAUCACAUUCACCUCCAGUCAUUUUCCAUUAUAUGUGAGUGGUGCUUUCAGGACUUUUCACACGUUUAAUAACCUUGAAGAGACAAGUGAAGGAGUUGACGAUGAAAGCUGCCACUUUCAAACAGAAUUCAAACAAAGCAGAGCUGUUCUAAUGAUUAACCUAAUAUACCCCCCACACACACACAAACACACACAUUCAGCUCAAGUGGAAAAUGUCUUUGUGAAGUGUGUGUUUCUAGAGAUCAGUCUCAGGUUGAACUCCCCGCUGACAGCUCUAACUUCUCUCUGUUUGUUUCUUGUCAGAGUAGAAGAACAUUAAACACCACACUUUCUCUCGAUCAAGAUUCAGGGGAGUCAUUUUAUUGAGAGUUUUUGACCUCAAAGAGAAGGAUCCUUUGCUUGAGGCAGGCUGUGAAUAUCAGGAGAGCUCUUAAUGUCUGAGAGUCCCAAAGUUUACUGAACAGAGCACCUCGGCGUCAGAUUUCUGCCCACUGAUCCACUGAGGAUUCACCUCAGGUUAAUGUUGUUUUUAUGACUAAUGUUUCAGUCUUUUAAAUGGGUUUCCUUUUCCCACAUUAAAUAUAUCACAUUACAACAUGAGCAAGUAGGCCUCACUCAUUCAUUCAACAGUGUAUUUUUGAUGGGAAUAUGGAUCUCAUUAAAUUCUCUGUUAGGCUCUUAUCGUGUUCUUGGCUGUGCAGGUAAAACCCAUGAAGAAAUUUGAAAUUUUUUAAUCAUUUUGUUGGAGAGUUACCUGCUAUGGGAAGCAUGUGUUCCAAAACUUUGCUGAAAUGAAAAAAAAGUCAUCUUAAUAGUGAUGCUGCAGGAGCAAACCGGAUCAUCAGUACUUGGGAUUAAACUUCCUGGCGCCAGGAGCGUGUCCAUGAAAGAGCAGAGGUGGCCUUGGCCCUUGGUGGUAUGAUUGAGGUUGGGAAAAGGGCACAUAUACUGUAUGUGUUCAAAGUUGGACCUUGAUCAUGCUUAUAAAAUACUAAACAGAUUAAACUCUAUGUGGAGUAGGCACAGUAAAGGCUUUUUUCAAAGUGAGACGUUAAAGUUUGAUGUUCCGCCACAGCCACAACCUUAAUGGGAUAUACCAGCAUAAGUUUAAGCUAUGGUCAAACACACUGUAACACAGAGUUAGACCCCCUCCUUCAGAGAGCCGUCCACUUGCUUCUCUAGUCAUACCAACUGUAGUUACGACCGUACGAUAGCAAUAAACAGCGGUCUAUGUCUCCACGAGCAAACCUCAACCAAAACGCCACUCUAUAGCCACAAAUUAAGCUCAGAACAGCACCUAACUUCAGUACAUGUAGGUUCCAAGUCAUAGUACUAGCCAUCAAACAUCUUUUUAGCUUUGCCUGAUUUCUUUAGCAAAGAGACCAAACACAACUCACUCACUCUCUUCCAGCAGCUGCUUGUUUGAAGGGGGAGCCCUGACGAGUUGAUCACUGAGUGCAGCGGAGUUUAGCAGCCCAAGGAAGAACAUUUAGGAUUAUUUAAUCAUUUUAUAUCUUGUAUGUAAACUGCAGACACGGUAGUUCUUCUGCCUUAGUGUCUCGGUCUGCUUGCUUAAAUAUCCAUAACAAAAAGCAACAUUAUGAAUUUCAGCCUGUUUCUCACUAGUACAAAAACUCCUCACAGGAGCUUUAAGUUUUAAUUAUGUUUGCAAGUUGUCUGUUGACUCAGUUAGUAAUGCAUAUUAUUGAGUUUAUGAUGACUAGGUGUCAAAAUGUUUCUAAAAAUCAAAACCAGAUGAAAAGGAGAAGUAAAACACUCAUUGACUGAUUUAAAAAGUCACAGCACAUUUUAAGCAUCAGCUAUUAAACUGAUUGCAUCAAUAAAAAGGCAAUUAGAAGUUAAUAUUUCACUUUCAGACAGCAUCUAAACUCAGGUGACCAGUUUCAAAUAACACUUAACCAGAGAUAUUUACCGUUCUUACUCGUUUCCCUGAACUUUCACGAGAUAAAUCAACCUGAGAAAUAUUUCAGGAAACACUUCAAAACCCAGAAAGUACAGUUCCUCCUGCUUUGAUUGACACACAGAGGGGAGGGUCAAUCCUUCACCAAACCACUUUUAGUCCCGCCUCACAGUGUGUACUUUACUGGUGACUUGAGGCUAUAAAAUGAAGGAACUUACUGUAACCGGGACGCACUCUGGAGCUGGAGUUCCCGAUGAGAACUCCCUCACAGAAACCUCAAUGCUUUGAUCAGAGCUCACACACUCAGAUAUCGCUGUCGCUUUCCUCUCACUCCUGAGCCGAAAACAUCGAUCAAGUCGCCGGGUAGAGACAGAGCAGAGCCAUGGCAGGGGACGGGUCUGACCAGCGGGCGCUGCAGUAUGAACAAACUCUGGUAAGUUUGACUUGUUGCUGCUCUGAACUUUGUUCGCUGUUACCGCACUUUGUGUGUGCAGAGGAGACAAACCACGCUCCACUGACGGAUCUUUUCGCUUAUCUCUGCCUUGUUUGCUGGCUACACAUCUGGGUCUGGCUACAUGACAGCGAGCGACCGAAACGUGUUUAAAAGUUGUGUUUUAAUUGAAUUAAAUGAACAUUGGUGUAUUAAAUGCAUGCCGAAUUAAACAUUGUGGCCAUGUGCUUGUGGGAGUUUCUAUUUGAGGGUAUUUAUUUGCUUCCACUUUUAGAUGAAUAAUAAGUUGUGAAAUUUUAAAUGGUGUUUGGUGCCCUGCCCACUCACGUGAACGUGGCUGAGGUUUGAGCUGUGUGAAGCUGUUGUGUAUGACUUAUCUGAUAAAUCUCAAUUACCUCUCUGAUUACUAUGAGGUGGUAUGUACCAAAGGAGAGAGCUCUGUGUUGUCUAACAGUGACAGUUAAAUUUAUGUAGCUACCAGCUCAGGAACUGUACAGGUAUUCCAGGUGCUUGAACAUCUGGAUUUUGCUACCCCAGUGUAUGUAGUUUUGAUUGUGGUAAAACCUCACUCUCAGAAUUCUUAUCUUAUCAAAAACGGCCAUUAAUAUAAGGGAGAGGUGGGUUAGAAAAUAAAUGAAUGCUUGAAAGUGCUGUUGAGUUGAGCCUAAGAACCAAAACACCAAGCAGGGGUGUGCCGAGAGAUGAGGCCAGGGGUUAGCCCUCAAUACCCCUAACUAUGUCCUUAAUCACUUCCACUUUGAUAUAAAGCGCACUCUGAUUGAAGAUCAUGACCAGUUCAAACGCAUGGCUAUCAAAUGAAUCACUCUCACUUGACACUUAGAGGUUGGGGACUCUCAGUGUAACAUGACUUCCACAACGAAAAGCUCAUGGAGUGGAAAUGUUAAGGAGGAGGGUUUUGAGGUUGCUGUAACAGGUUGCUAGAACUAGAUGUAACACAUUUUCCUUUUUUUUUUUUUUUUUUUUUUUUUUUGGUAUUUUAAGUUCUCAAAAAAAAACUUGGCACAUCUAUUUUGCAAAACAGACAAAUGAGUAAGAUAAAACUUGUAUGCAAGCUUCUGCACACUUUGCCAGUACAGCAAAAAAACACGUAUUGGGAAUAUUUUUGGCUGUGAGACCAUGUGUAGAAGUUUGCCCUUACAUUGCCAACCAUUUGACUGAAAUGGUUAAUAAGCAAUAAUGUGUGUUUGUAUACUUUGUGUCUCAGUUGGGCCAUGUUAAAAAAGUUGUGACGAUGUCUUGAACAUUUAUUUGUGGAUCAUAAAUACUGACUUUCCCUCUUAAACCUUGUACCGACACAGUUUAACCAAAAUAUGCAGAACGGACGAAAGCAAGCUGUUUGAAGUGUGUAAACCUUGAAUUAUUAUGAAACAACUUGCUGCUUGGAGCUUAAUAGAUUAGCCAAAUUCCCACUCGGCUCUUGGUGAUUUAUGAAAGCCCUGGUGUAAAGUUUUGUUAUUUAUGAGUUCUUGUCAAAAAAGCUACUCCACUCUGCUUUGACAUAUUUUUUAACUUUGCUGACUUUGUUUACAUUCCCAACUGUGAUU